UAUAUUUAACAGUCUGCAACUUGCAGCAUUCCGUUACAUAGUAGGGAGAAGAGGUCAAUCUUGUUGAAGCCAUAAUUCUGUGAUUUGAAAUUCAAGUUGCUUAAAAUGUCGCGUGUUACUACUUUAUUGCUGCUUAUUUGCAUCAACGCGGGGUUAUCUUAUGGAAUGGAGUGCACGUUCGGGAACAAAAACUUCAUAUCACGAGCAAUCAAUUCAUGCCCAGGAUUGCUUGAUCCUAUGGAAAAAUCUUAUUGUUGCUAUGAUAUUUCUAGUGAAAGAACUUAUUGCUGUGAUGCCAUGGAAUUUAGUUUGCGAUCGUCAUGGAUAGUGCUGGUAGUGAUUAUCAUAUUAGCCGUUGGGUUUACAAUGAUAGUAUUCUGCAUAUCAUGCCUAUGCUGUAGUUGCUGCCCGUGGUAUCGCAGACGUCAUCGAGGAACAGUUUAUGGAAAAGUACAGAUACCUAGUAUGGUACAUGUAAUUCAAUCACCCACGAGUAUUCCACAACCAACUCCACACUAUAUAAACACUGCGUAUCCUACGAAUUCAGCAGGAAUAUCACAACCACCGAUUUAUUCUGAAGUUAUUUAUGAAAAACAAGCACCUUAUAAUCCAAAUUAUAUGUCUUCAACGCAACAGUAACGUCGAAUAAUGUUUGAGGAAGUCCCAUCACAAACCGUGUAUUUUCGAAAUGGAUGCUUGUAACAUGAUUUUUCGUUUACAAGUGUUACUCGUCUUCCCCUUCCAAGACACUAAAGACGCAGUGAAGUUCCGAGUUUUCACUAAUCUUCCUUAAUCCUAAAGAGUGAAGGAAUGGGGUACUCGUACAAUUAUUACAUUUAAAUUACUGCGAUAUUUCAGUUGAACACAGGAAAUAUCAAUAUCAGUAUUUAUUUAGGAUAUGCGACUUUUUGGACGAUUUUACAAGAAUGUGUCCAAAUGGACAAUUCAAUAAAUUAUGAACUUUUUAUUUA
Molecule: messenger RNA, 971 nt
Organism: Bombus pyrosoma
Lineage: Eukaryota; Metazoa; Arthropoda; Insecta; Hymenoptera; Apidae
Exons: 6
Coding region: 106-639 (177 amino acids)
Source: RefSeq, a predicted model, not a curated record